CAAACACUAUCCUUAGAAAGAAGUCGCAUUGCAUUGCCUUGCAUUGCAUUGCAUUGCAUUGGCGCAGCACUUGUUGUAUGUUGGUGUUGAACGAUGACGGCGUUUGAGCGUGAAAGCCACCCUCCGUUUCCGUUACUGUUAGUGUUACCGUUACUGUUACUCUCUCCGACGAAUGCCUCCAUCCACGACUACUCCAACGAGGCCUUCACCCACCGCUCCGACGCCUUCUUCUUCCACGGCGGCAGCGAGGCCCUCUUCGCCAAAUCCUUCAUCAGGUUCGAAACGGUGACGUUCACGCGCCCUCGCGAAUCCGCCAGCGUGCACGGCUCGAUGCAGCAGAACUCGGGGCUCGUGGAGGCCAUAGUCCUCGAGGUUCGGGAUCGGAACCGGAUCGGAGGCACGUUCCUCAAAUCCGAUUUGCUCUGCUGCGAUCCCAAGCUCGCCAAGGAAGGAAACUGCAACCUCGGCGAAGUCAUUAUCCAGAAGAAUCCCGAUAACCCCCAAUUCCCCAAACGCAUCAAGACCUUCUUUCAGGGAACCAACGACGAGAUCAAGAUGGAGACGCAAACCUUGGAGAUCAACGCCACCGGGAUGUACUACCUCUACUUCAUGUUCUGCGACCCUUCGCUUAAGGGCACCACCAUCCAGGGAAGGACCGUGUGGAGAAACCCUAAAGGUUACUUGCCUGGGAAAAUGGCACCUCUUAUGACCCUUUAUGGCUUUAUGUCUCUAGCUUACUUGUUAUUAGGGCUUGCUUGGUUUUUGAGGUUUGUUCAGUUCUGGAAGGAUAUCAUUCACUUGCAUUAUCAUAUCACUGCUGUUAUUGCGCUUGGGAUGUGUGAGAUGGCUGUGUGGUAUUUUGAGUAUGCUAAUUUCAACUCCACUGGGGCUAGGCCCAUGGGGAUUACCCUCUGGGCAGUUACCUUUACCUCUGUUAAGAAGACUCUCUCGCGGCUGCUGCUGUUGGUUGUGUCCAUGGGGUAUGGGGUUGUUCGCCCCACGCUCGGUGGGCAUGGGAUUGCUUACAGAGUGUUGCUGCUUGGCUUGUUCUAUUUUGUUGCCUCGGAGGCGCUUGAGCUUGUUGAGCAUUUGGGGAAUAUUAAUGACUUCUCCGGGAAGACUAAGCUGCUUUUGGUGCUCCCUGUCGUUUGUCUCGAUUCCUGCUUCAUUCUGUGGAUUUUCUCGUCGUUGUCCAAAACCUUGGAGAAACUGCAGACGAGGAGAAACUUGGCUAAACUGGAGCUUUACCGAAAGUUUACAAACACGCUUGCGGUGUCUGUGCUGCUGUCCAUUGCGUGGAUUGGCUUUGAGCUAUACUUCAAUGCUACCGAUCCAUUGAGUGAGCUGUGGCAAAUUGCUUGGAUUAUUCCAGCUUUCUGGUCCCUGCUUUCAUAUGCCCUCUUGCUGGUGAUAUGUGUCCUUUGGGCUCCUUCUCGGAACCCUACUAGAUAUGCAUACAUGGAGGAAACAGGUGAUGACUUUGAUGAGGAGGGCAUCUCUCUGACGAGCAGUGUAGCGAAGAUAAGUGGGGAUGUGGCAGCCAAGCUUGAUCGGAAGGAAAGGAAGGGUUCAAGUGCCACAGAUCAUGCCUUUGGAGAAGAUAUUGAGGAAGAUAAGCGAGAGUAAUGUCAAACUUGUAUAGUAGUGUUGUUUCAUAUGACUGACAUCAUUUCUCACAACAUGUCUGUAGAUGGAUGUCCAUAUAUGCAUGUGGUUUUGUAUGCAACAGGUGUCGGUUGGUGAUGGGGAAACAAAGGAGGCAAUCUCACCAUUAGAUCAAAAUCGUUUAAUUGCAACUCAUACGUACCACAUUAGAGUAGUUUUUCAUAACAGAUGGUGUGAUAAAAUCAUUCCUUGGUUUGGUUUCAAAUGACCAUCAUCCCUAUGUAUCCAUCUCUAUGCCUUCAAAGUUCAAAUUUACAUUCCCUUUUCCUAUAGCAAAACGAGUUCCAAAAUUACUGUUUCAGGAUUUUAAGGAAAAUUUCCCACAUUAUUGACAGA
Cajanus cajan (pigeon pea) is the source of this 2001-nucleotide messenger RNA. RefSeq names its product Lung seven transmembrane receptor family protein. The record is from RefSeq and is a predicted model, not a curated record. Gene Ontology annotation, cellular component: membrane; Golgi apparatus. Gene Ontology annotation, biological process: transport. Lineage: Eukaryota; Viridiplantae; Streptophyta; Magnoliopsida; Fabales; Fabaceae.